This is a messenger RNA of Camelina sativa (false flax), 1027 nucleotides long. Its product is annotated as cyclin-U2-2-like. Gene Ontology annotation, biological process: regulation of cyclin-dependent protein serine/threonine kinase activity. Gene Ontology annotation, molecular function: protein kinase binding. Lineage: Eukaryota; Viridiplantae; Streptophyta; Magnoliopsida; Brassicales; Brassicaceae. The record is from RefSeq and is a predicted model, not a curated record.
CUCUUUCACUUCAUCACUUCAAAUCCUCUCUUCCUCUUCGUUUUACGUCGUCGAUCAAACUUUGUUAAAUUCUUUUCUCCCGACGAAAACAAGAAAUAUUCAAUGGCGGUUUCGAAUUCUCUAACCAUCUCUCCAAGAAAACUCCGGUCUGAUCUUUACUCAUACUCCAACAACCAAAACAAUUCCGAGACGCCUCUGGUUAUCUCUGUUCUAUCGUCACUCAUCGAACGAACUCUGACACGUAACCAGAGGAUUAGCAGCCGGAGAACGGUUCCGGCGUCGUCUUCUAGCAAGACUCAGAUCUUCGAUAGCCGUGAAAUACCUGACAUGACCAUCCAAUCGUACCUAGAGAGAAUUUUCCGGUACACUAAAGCCGGUCCUUCCGUUUACGUGGUGGCUUAUGUCUACAUUGACCGGUUUUGUCAAACCAAUCCCGGUUUUAGAAUCAGUCUCACCAAUGUACAUCGUCUCCUCAUCACCACCAUCAUGAUCGCUUCUAAAUACGUCGAAGAUUUGAAUUAUCGGAAUUCAUAUUUUGCGAAGGUAGGUGGAUUAGAGACCGAGGAACUGAACAAGUUAGAGUUAGAGUUCCUGUUCUCGAUGGGAUUCAAGCUACAUGUUAAUGUGAGUGUGUUCGAGAGUUAUUGUUGUCAUCUUGAAAGAGAAGUUAGCUUUGGAGGAGGUUAUCAGAUUGAGAAGGCAUUACGUUGCGCUGAAGAGAUCAAAUCCAGACAAAUGAUCGUUCGAGAUCCUAAACAUCAUCAUCACUUUGCUCGAAUCUUGUUGUAGAGAAAGAAACUCUGUUUUUUUCUUUCAAAACAAUUCUUAGUUUUGGGUUUGUCGUUUUGUGCUUAGUGGUCUUGACUUUCUGACAAACUUGUUGGUUAGAGUGUUUUGUAUAUUUUUUGUUUUUGUUUUGGGUAGGUUGUAAUUGUAAAUAUAUAUAUAGAUGCGUAGAGAUCAUUAGCGGUGAUGUAAAGUAGGAGAUUCAAAUGUCUAUUGAAUUUGGUAACGUGGUUCAAAUCUA